AUGAGCUCGCAGCGCUAUACCCCGGUGAACGGCCAUGAUGAGUACGAAAACACACAAUCCUAUCCGUUAAAUCCGACUCGGUCCAAUCUCACUCCAACUUCUCCUCCACCCUCUUUCCAUUCCCGGUCUCGGUCCCCUUCGCCGUCUUCAAGACUAUUGCACGGCGACCACGGGCGCGAUGAAGAACAAACAUUAGCCGAUGCGUUUGGGAGCGAGGACGAAUCCGAGGAUGAAUGUGACGCUCGUCAAGGGCUGAUGCGUGCUAAUCCGGAUCCCUAUGCGUCCUCGGAAAACGGCCAGACCGCCACUGCCGCAGCAUCAUCGUCGGAAUCUAGAACCAAUAGCCAAAGUCAAACGCCGACAUCUGCGAUGUCCCGACGGCCAACCAUUCUUCCUAGCUUCACUACUCCGACGUCCGGUAACAGUCGAUCGAUUGCCCCUUCUAAUGAUGGUGUCUUUGCCAACCUGGCAGCCAAACCGGAGCGGGGCGAAAAGAACGAGGAUCUGCCUCCUUCAUACGAAGAAGCAGCCGCGGACGCAACUCCCCCAUACUGGGAGACUACAAUCGUGGCACCCGGCCUGUCUUCCGAUGAAGUCUACGUCGAUGGUCUCCCUGUGGGAUCUAUCUUUUCAUUUAUCUGGAACGCAAUGAUUUCCAUGUCGUUCCAGCUAGUCGGUUUCCUACUGACUUACCUUCUCCACACCACACACGCCGCAAAGAAUGGCAGCCGAGCCGGUCUCGGCCUCACCCUGGUGCAAUACGGUUUUUACAUGAAGGGUGGUAGCGAGUCUUCUGGCUCAGAUGGAGGCGGGGGCUCUGAUUCAUACGUGCCUCCGCCAGACCCCAAUAGCCAUAAUUUCGACCCCAACACAGUGGGCGAUAACGGUGGGGGCGAUGGUGGUGCAAUGUCAGGCAUUAGCACCAGUGAAUGGAUUUCAUACAUCUUGAUGAUUGUUGGCUGGUUUAUUCUCAUUCGGGCUGUCAGCGAUUACUUGCGAGCUCGUCGUCACGAACAGCUGGUGCUACAAAGCCCAGAUCGUGGACUUGGUGUACCUAUCAUCGCGGAGGGAGAACGGUCGGAAACCGUUGUCUAA
This is a messenger RNA of Penicillium malachiteum, 1095 nucleotides long. RefSeq names its product metal homeostatis BSD2 family protein. NCBI's taxonomy places the organism in Eukaryota, Fungi, Ascomycota, Eurotiomycetes, Eurotiales, Aspergillaceae. The transcript is spliced from 3 exons. The record is from RefSeq and is a predicted model, not a curated record. Gene Ontology annotation, cellular component: perinuclear region of cytoplasm; endoplasmic reticulum; Golgi apparatus. The coding region runs from base 1 to 1095 and encodes 364 amino acids. Gene Ontology annotation, biological process: ubiquitin-dependent protein catabolic process; vacuolar transport; metal ion transport.